Messenger RNA from Chara braunii, 4897 nucleotides. Lineage: Eukaryota; Viridiplantae; Streptophyta; Charophyceae; Charales; Characeae. The record is from the annotation of a GenBank genome assembly.
GUCGUCCUUUUCUGUGCCAGCUGUGCCGUCGGUAGCUGGGAUGAUCGUCUAGUUUGGCGCCGUCCAGCCCAGGGCGCGCGUCCUCGCGGGUGAACGAUCCCGUCAGCGGUCCUGCGCGCGCGCUGGCAGGCCCCCUCCUCUCCUCUCCUCUCUCGUCUCCCCUGUGUCCUCCCCGUUGUCGGACGCGUCUGUCCGUCGUCUCCCGAUUCUACCACAUGGAGGCAAUCGCUUACGUCCCUGCCCCGCCUGUACCAUUACCAUGCCGCUCAGCCGAUGGCUUGAUGAUCAGGAACAGUAUUUCAUCGGCGAGAGCGUCUACAUUGCCAUCGUCGUCGUCUUCAGCAUGUCCAGCACUAUCGAGAGGAACAGUGCGCACUCUUCCUGGCCACCGCGGCCGGGUUCUUCCUGAAAGUGAUGGUUUGCUCCCCUUCUCUUGCUGCAGUCCGUCAUCGCACUCUCUGUCUCUCUCCUUCUCGUCGUCCUCGUUGGCGGCAGGCUCGCGGUGUCUCCGCAGCCAUCUCUCACCAGUACUCGGCGGAGCGGAGCCGAAGCUGUCCUCCACAACCGGCGGCAAGUCCUUCCUCACCCCGCGCAUUCUCCCUGGAAGGAGGCGCCAGCAUCUCGAUCAGCUAUUGAUAUUCCCCUCGCCGACGACGAGGGGCCACCCCGGCUCCUCCUCUCCAUUCACAGUUCGCGCAGCAUUGGCCAGUGACAGCUUGGUAGCGACCAUGGCGAACCAGCAGAGUCUGUCUCGUGUCGGGCUAGUCGGACUGGCCGUGAUGGGCCAAAACCUUGCCCUCAACAUUGCGGAGAAAGGGUUCCCUAUCUCUGUGUACAACAGGACGACCAGCAAAGUCGAUGACACGACGCAGCGCGCCGAGACCGAGGGUAAUCUGCCCCUAAAAGGGUUUCACAAUGUGAAGGAUUUCGUUGCGUCCAUCAAGCGGCCGAGAGCUAUCAUCAUCCUGGUCAAGGCCGGCUCUCCCGUCGAUCAGACCAUAGCCGCGCUGAGCGAGCACCUGGAACCGGGGGACAUCUUGAUUGAUGGCGGUAACGAGUGGUAUGAGAACACUGAGCGGCGGGCCAAAGCCGCGGCGGAGAAAGGCCUGAUGUACUUGGGAAUGGGAGUGUCUGGCGGAGAGGAAGGAGCUCGACACGGCCCGUCGUUGAUGCCCGGAGGCUCCAAGGAGGCCUACCAACACGUCGAGGAGAUAGUCAAGAAGGUGGCGGCGCAGGUAAAUGACGGCCCGUGCGUGACGUACGUGGGAGAGGGAGGGUCUGGCAACUUCGUGAAGAUGGUGCACAACGGCAUCGAGUACGGCGAUAUGCAGCUCAUUGCGGAAGCGUACGACAUCUUGAAAACCCUCGGUGGACUGAGUAACGAGGAGCUGCAUGACACGUUCGCCACGUGGAAUAAGGGAGAAUUGGAGAGUUUUUUGAUAGAGAUCACCGCAGAUAUAUUCGCGGUGAAGGACGAGAGAGACGCUGGCGGGAAAUCUUAUCUAGUGGAUAAGGUUAUGGAUAAGACCGGGUCGAAGGGAACGGGGAAGUGGACGGUGCAGCAGGCGGCGGAGCUGGGCGUCGCAGCGCCGACGAUCGCGGCAUCGUUGGACUCGAGGUACCUGAGCGCGCUGAAGGACGAGAGGGUGGUGGCGGCGGAAGCGUACAGCGCGCUGGAGCUUGGGGAACCGAGCGCGGUACCGGGGAUUGACAAGCAGCAGCUAAUCGAUGACGUGAGGAAGGCGUUGUACGCGUCGAAGAUCACCAGCUAUGCCCAGGGGAUGAACCUAAUUAGGGCAAAGAGCAUCGAGAAGAAGUGGAACUUGAACCUUGGAGAGCUCGCGAGGAUAUGGAAGGGUGGGUGUAUUAUCAGAGCAGUGUUUCUUGACCGGAUCAAGCAAGCGUACGACAGAAAUGCAGAUCUUGCUAGCCUGCUGAUGGAUCCGGAAUUCGCCAAGGAGAUGACGGAGAGACAAGCCUCGUGGAGACGAGUGGUGCAGCUGGCCGUUGGAGCGGGCCUGGCCGUGCCGGGGAUGACCUCCAGUCUGGCGUAUUUUGACACGUACAGACGGGGGUCCCUUCCGGCUAAUUUGAUUCAAGCGCAGAGAGAUUACUUCGGAGCGCACACUUACGAACGUGUCGAUGAGCCCGGGUCCUUCCAUACGGAGUGGAGCAAGCUCGCCAAUUCCGUCUAGGUAAAUAUCAUAGGUAAAUAUCAGAGGUAAAUAUGUAAGAAAUCAAACGAGAAGAGAGAGAGAGAGAGAGAGAGAGAGAGAGAGAGAGAGAGAGAGAGAGAGAGAGAGAGAGAGGAGCCGGUUUGUUUCAUGCGGAGUGGAGCAAGCUCGGCAAUUCCGUCCAGGUAAAUGCAGUAUGCAAGAAAUGAAACGAGAGAUAGAUAGAUAGAUAGAUAGCGAGAGAGAGAGAGAGAGAGAGAGAGAGAGAGAGAGAGAGAGAGAGAGAGAGAGAGAGAGAGAGAGAGAGAGAGAAGCAAGCUCGGCAAUUGUUUAGGUAAAUGCAGUAUGCAAGAAAUGAAACGAGAGAGAGAGAGAGAGAGAGAGAGAGAGAGAGAGAGAGAGAGAGAGAGAGGUGGUUGGCCGUUGCGUUGAGGGAAAGCAGGGAGCUCUCUGGAUGAGCCACGUUGCGUCCAAGUGGCUUGUAGAGACGACUACGAUUUUCGCAGCGCGCUUCCGGAGGAGACGGGCCUCGUACCGAUUUUCUCAGUCAAGAGGCGGCGAAAGUCUGAUUGUCUGUUCUUCGGCUUGCUGCCGGCCUAAUCGGCCGUCUUACGAGACUGCGAGAGGUCAGUUUUGUCGUGUUGUCUCGAGGGGAAUAAGAAGUUGCAAGCUGGCGUGUGUUCGGACGACGAGGCACGUUGGCCACCAGCAGAGAUCAGUUUCUUCCGCAGAUCGUUUGUUGUUUGGAUUCUUCCGGCGCAAGUAUUCCUUCUUCCGGAGAGGCGGGUGACGUUGCUCCGAUCACGAAAGGAUGGCACCAAAACUGUGGUUCGUCUCUCGCGCGGGGCGCGGGAAGCAUCUCAGUUUGCGCCUGGAUUGUCGGCGGGUGGUGUGAUUGUCAGCUGAAGCAAACUUAGAUGCUCUGUAUUGCCGUUGGAUGCUUCUGGACGGAAAGAAGGAAGGAGACGGAUCAGUUUGUGCUCUGUAUUGCCAUUCAUCUAGAGACAGCUGACAAUCCUGUCUCUAGUUCAAACUGAAGUAGACGGAAAGGAGGAAGGAGACGGAUCAGUUUGUGCUCCUGUAUUGCCGUUGGAUGCUUCUGGACGUGCUAGCAGGUAUUAUUUGAGUUUGAGUCUGAGGCGGCACUAGCAGGUAGCAGGUAUUAUUUGAGUCCGAGGCGGGAAAGGCCGGGGGAAGACGAGCCGAUUACGACGAUGAGAACAGGUCCUGUAGUGAGAGUAUGUGUUGCUCCUCAGAUUUGGCGUAGUGUUGGCGGCAGGUGGAGCUCUUUUCACCUCUCUCUCGUUGCGUACAUUUUCCAGGUGUUCUGAGGUUGAAGCUCUUUUCUCCUCUCUCUCGUGGGGUACACUUUGCAGUGUUUUUCUUGGUUUGUCGUGUAGUGAUACGGGGCUGCUUUCGGAUAACGAGUGAAAAACCUCGUUGGCGUGUCAGGUCUCCUCUCCCAUGAGAGUGUGCUGGAGCGGUCGCCGUUUUUUCUGCGACUGGCCAGUCUGACGAGUGUAGGCGGGUUCCUGUGAUUUCCCCCAUGCAGCAGCUUUCCCCCGACUCCGACGUGGCCGCUGCUGAUCACGACACGUGGCGGUCUAGUUCUCUUUGGUCGGGACGGAUCUUAUCUAUGUCGGGAUUAUUGCAUGUGAAGCUCCCGCUGAGGUGUUGCCGGGGGUUUUGGUAUGCUUUUCCUCGCAGUUUACUAUUUUAGGAAAGAAACGUUUAGUGGAAGGAAUGCGACACACCGAGAGCACGUGUUGACGUGCGGGUGCUGCGGAGACGUGGCAGCACUGCAUCCGUUAUGGUCCCAGAGGUGGACAUACGGUUGAGCACGUGUCGGCAUGCGGGUGCUGCGGACACGUGGCAGCACUGCAGCCACCGUUAUGGUCACAGAGGUGAACAUAUGGUUGGUCUACCUUUUGAGUGUGUAGCCAGUAUAGGGUUUUAGUAAAGGGGGCGAAGAAUGUCCGAUGAUCAUGACGAUGCAGCAUAUGGGAGUCGUUUCGCCUUAUCAGGGUAGGAGGGAGGAGGGGGAGAGGGAGGAGCGGGUCGGCUGCAAGUACGAAGCCUUCUGCUCUCACUGUGAGUCACCUCUCCCCUUUCAUGUCGGGCGGGAAGCUGGGCCCGUUGAUUUGGAGUCGCUUUACUUGAUUGCCUCAUGGGGGCAGCACCUUUCAUGGGGGGGAGGGGGGGGGGAGAGGAGCGGGUCGUACGAAGCCUUCUGCUCUCACUGUGAGUCCAGCAGCACCUCUCCCCUUUCCUGUCGGGCGGGAAGCUGGGCCCGUUGAUUUGGAGUUGCUUUACUUGAUUGCCUCACUUGUAGUGUAUAGUUCUACUUUCAGCGUAUAGUGAACAUUUUUCUGUGUAAUUGGUUCCAAAUGAUGGGAUUUGUAAAAUGGAAGUACGAAAAAUUGCAAUUGUGAGAUGUUCCACGAGGGCCUCACGAAUAAAUUUUGGAUAUUUUUGGGAUUAGUUUGCGGAGCUGAGGAAAAGAGGAAGAAGAAAUGUUAUACCUUUCACGGCCUUUUGGCUAAGAUUAAGUGUAGUAUCUGUUCUGAUCAGUUUAAUAUCUGAUCCGUGGUCCAUCGGGCCACUACGAUAUUAAAUUAUUUUUCUGGGCUUCGGGAAAAAAAAAAAAAAAAGAAGAAGAAGAAAUGUUGGGUGGUACAUUGCUCUGUAAGCCACAUUGUGUUUACCCGAUACCAUCAGGAUUC